Molecule: messenger RNA, 846 nt
Organism: Bathycoccus prasinos
Lineage: Eukaryota; Viridiplantae; Chlorophyta; Mamiellophyceae; Mamiellales; Bathycoccaceae
Exons: 1
Coding region: 1-846 (281 amino acids)
Biological process (GO): regulation of DNA-templated transcription
Cellular component (GO): nucleus
Molecular function (GO): protein heterodimerization activity
Source: RefSeq, a predicted model, not a curated record
AUGAGCGGCCACCAAACGACCGCGUUUUCACACAACAACAAAAACGCCAACUUAGCGGCACGAAUCAAACGCAUGAUGCAAAAAGACGAAGAGGUUGGGAAAAUCGUCAAAACGACGCCGUUGGUGAUGGCGAAAGCUUUGGAACUGUUUUUAACGAAACUGUUUAAAGCGACCGCGGAUACGGCGUUAGCGCACGGCGCGAGGAUAAUCAACCCGGUGCACUUGAAAGGAGCGAUCAGUGACAACGAUGAGUUUGAUUUCUUGGAAGACGUGGUGAAAGGCGUGCCGGAUUUACCACCGCCGCCGGAUCCUGCGGAACUCGCGGCGAAACUGUUGGAACGAGUCGACGAGGACGGGAACCCGAAGAAGAAAGAGAAGAAGAAGAAAGAGAAAAAGAGCAGCGCGACAAAUCCUAAAGGAAAAGGAAAAGGAGGAAAUGGAGGAAAGAAGAGAAAGAACAACGACGAGGAAGACGACGACUCCGAGGACGACGACGAAGAGUUUGACGAAGACGAGGAAGAUACCGACGAGGAAGAAGACGAAUACGAAAGCGACGACGACUCCGAGGAAGAAGAAGAGAAGCCGGUGGUAACAACGACGAGCAGGAGCGGAAGAAAGAUCUCUGGGCCCAAGAGUUACGCGGAAGACGACGACGCGAAAAAGAAGAAGAAGAAAUCGCCGGUGACAAAAAAAGCGAAGAAAAGUAAAGCGCCCGCUCCGCGGAAAGAAGAAGAAGAAGAAGAAGAAGAAGAAGCGGAUGCGGCCGCUGGUAAUUUAGGAUCGUUUGACGACGAUGAUUUAGUCGGCGUAGCAAUACCUGCACAGGAGGACGAUUACGACGAGUGA